Messenger RNA from Fibroporia radiculosa, 1608 nucleotides. RefSeq lists its product as uncharacterized. The record is from RefSeq and is a predicted model, not a curated record. Gene Ontology annotation, cellular component: fungal-type vacuole membrane. NCBI's taxonomy places the organism in Eukaryota, Fungi, Basidiomycota, Agaricomycetes, Polyporales, Fibroporiaceae. Bases 1 to 1608 code for a protein of 535 amino acids. The transcript is spliced from 9 exons. Gene Ontology annotation, molecular function: basic amino acid transmembrane transporter activity. Gene Ontology annotation, biological process: transmembrane transport; basic amino acid transport.
AUGGCAGCCGACGAGGAGACACCUCUACUCGGCGAAACCGCAGCCCAACAGUAUAAUGCCGAUGACGUGCAGAAUGGCCAAGAGGGCUCUCAAGAAACACCUGCCCAGGAGCCCAAGUCUCCGCCUAUCCUUAUGGUUAUCAUGCCUAUGAUGCUGAGCAUAUUCCUGGUGGCGAUGGACGUAACGAUCGUCACGUCGACGUAUGCGCACAUUGGAAGCCAAUUUGAGCGUUUGGAGAGUACAAGCUGGAUCACGACAGGGUACAUGCUCACCGUUACGAGUUUUCAACCACUGUAUGGGAAGCUGAGCGAUAUCUUUGGGAGAAAGCCCUGUCUGUUAUUCUCGAUAUUCGUCUUUGCACUGGGGUGCUUUUUAUGUGGCAUAGCAAGGGACAUGACGAUGCUCAUUUUCGGGCGCGCGAUUGCCGGCAUUGGUGGCGGUGGUAUCUCUAUAGUCACAAAUGUCAUUAUGAGUGAUGUGGUACCGCUGCGCGACAGAGGGUCAUGGCAAGGUUUCGGCAAUGUCGUCUGGGCGUCUGGCCAAGCUCUCGGUGCACCGCUGGGCGGGAUCCUCACGGAAACUGUGGGAUGGAGAUGGGGGUUCCUUCUCCAAGUACCCCUGUCCUUCCUUGCGAUGGUUGUGUUCUCCCUCGGUUUCAAGACCUCCAAGACCUCCUCGUCCGACUUUUCUGCCAAACUCAAGCGCAUCGACUUUGGUGGUGCCGCCACGCUCAUUGUCGCAGUCUUCGCGCUACUAUUGGGGCUUGACCGCGGCGGAAAUAUCGCCUGGUCCGACAGCCUCACCAUUGCGUAUUUAGUGAUCUUUGCCGUCUUCACAUGCGCUUUCUGCUACACCGAAUGGCGCCUUGCCAAGGAACCUUUCGUUCCGUUGGCGAUUCUCACGGAGCGGACGCUCCUCGCUGCAAAUGGCGUCGCAUUUUUCACAGGCGCGACGGUCGCAAUUUUGUUCCUCGUUGCGAUGUACCUCCAGGCGGUGCAGGGUUUAGACCCCGCGAGUGUUGGCUCUAUCCUCAUUCCCGCUGUGGUUGGUGGAGCGUCUGGCAGCGUCGUCUCGGGGUUCAUCAUACGUGCCUCUGGGCGAUACUAUGCGCUCGCAGCGAUCCUUUUUGUCUUCUACGUUUUUGGGAUGGUGUCGGUGGUAUGCGUUUCGGGUUUGUGGACGUUCUCCCUGAUAGCUCUCAGCACUGCUAUGGUGGUAAUGAAUGUGGGAGGAUGGGGAGGAAGUACAGCGGCUAUCGUCGCUCUUGUCUCCACCGCGGGGCCCGAAAACCAAGCUGUCGCAAUCGCGGUAUUCGGCCUCUUCCGCUCACUCGGAUCUGUCGUCAUUCUCUCAGUUGCGACGGCACUAUUCCAGCAAACAUUGCGCAUAAAGUUAUACGCACGACUUUCCGGUGAUGGUGUUGACGAGAUCAUCAAACAUGUGAGGGAGUCACUCGAUUACAUCAAGGAACUCGACCCAGCAUCACGUACGGCAGUAGUGCGUUCAUAUGGGGAUGGCUUGCAAAUUGGGAUGUGGUUUACGGCUGCGAUGGCUAUGGGCCCUCUGUUAUCGGCGCUAUUUAUCAAGGAAAAAGCUAUGUCACGGUAA